Messenger RNA from Paramecium octaurelia, 3258 nucleotides. Lineage: Eukaryota; Ciliophora; Oligohymenophorea; Peniculida; Parameciidae. The record is from the annotation of a GenBank genome assembly.
AUGCAUAAUUCAGACAGUUCUUCCAUUGAUAAUGAGUCCAAUUAAAUAGAAUAAGUCAAACGACGAUAAAUUUCUUAAUCAUAAUUACCUAAACUAAUGCAAACACCAUCAGAUUUAAAACCACCAACAAUAAACUCAUCAUUUAUCUGUCCAUCUCCAAUUACAGAACCUUUAAGAUCGUUCAUUUCUUAUAGAGAAAAUGGAUAAAAUCAUUUCGAUUAGAAUAGAAAAGCAUAGACAUUGAAUGUGAAUUCUGAAGGAAUUGAUAAUAAAAACGUUGACGAAUCAGGGACAAAGAAGUUAAAGAAAAGUUAAUUCAAUUAAGGAAUGCGAUCCUCACGUAAGUAGCCGCUUUAUUCUGAACUUAAUUUAACAGAGGCUGUCAGUAGAAACAUAUUUGAAAAGAAAUUUGUUAAACAAUUCGCGAAUACACUUCUUCAAAAAGCCUACAUAUAUCGAGAAAAUUAUUUUAAUGGCUACUAAAAAUAAUUAUUAAUUGAAAACUAUUUAGAAAAUAGCACUCAUUAUUCCAUUAAGGAUGAGAUGAAUAAAUAGUAAAUUCACCCUUUAUGUUUUCUUUUUUGGGAUAUAAUUGUGAUAAUUUGUAUUAUAAUGUUAUGUGUUUGGUUGCCAUUCAAAAUAAGUUUUUAAUAAGAAGCAAACAUUGCAUUUGAAAUAUUUGCAAUCCUAAUAAUUAUUUCAGAUUUGGCAAUAAAUUAUAUGAAACCUUAAAUUUAAGAAGGUAAAUUUGUAAACCUCAAAAUUAAGUAUAAAUUAUAAUUUAUUAAACGUCAAACUUUUGUAGACAUUUCGUAUCUAGUGGCAACAAUAUUAGCAUUGUACUUAUCUACAAAUUAUGUAUUAAUUUGGUGUAUUUUAUUAAUUAAAAUUUGUUUAGGAGUGUAGAAAUUGAAUUUCUUAAUAUUUAGAAUAAAUGAUUUUCUUCCAUUUGAUAUUGGCUGUUACAAAAUAUUUGUGAUUGUAUUAUAUGCAAUUCAUUCAUGUUCAUGUUUUUGGCAUUUCAUAGGAAUAGAAGAAUAAAACUCUUGGAUGAUGACUUUGAAUAUUUAGGAUGAGGAUGAAUGGACAAGAUAUUGUUAUUCUAUCUAUAUAAAUACAAGUUUGAUGUUAAAUGUUGGAUUAGGAUUAAUCCAUGUUAAAACAAAUAUAGAACUAAUUUAUUCAACAAUCAUUAUGUUUAUAUCCUGUUGGUUGAUUGCAAUUAUAAUCAAACACAUAGGAUUUAUGAUGAAGCAGCAAUACUAGAAUUAUAAUUAGACUUUAUCAUAGAUGAAAAUAAUGAAUAAUUUUUUAUCCAAAAGAGGAAUUACAUUGUAGAUGUAGGCCAGAAUCAGAAAUUAUAUGAGGUUCAUUUAAUCGUAGGGUAAUAAAGACGACUAGGUAAUAUUGUUAUAUACAUUUAGAUAAUUAGAUCUAAAUUUUGAUUUAAUAACUUUCACCAACACUUAAAGAAGAAUUAUUUCUAUAAAUGAGAAUUAAGGCUUUGUUUAAUUGUAAGUCUCUAUUCAAAUUUUCAAAGGAUACCCUUGAAAAUUUGACCUAAAUUAUGGAGUACGUUAAAUUUAAUCCAAAUGAACUUGUGAUUUAAAAGCACAAACAAGAUGAUUGUUCUUUGUAUAUUAUUGAUUCAGGUGAAAUCUCAAUACUUGACUAAAAUACUCAGUUGGCUAAUUUGGUUUCUGGAGAAUCUUUUGGCGAAUAUUCGUUUUUCUCAGGUCAAUUGAGAUAGGCUUCUGCCAAAGCUAAAGGUUUCGUUUCAUUGUAUAAGAUCUAAUAAGCAAAGUUUAUAUAAUUGAUCUAACAAAAUAAGAUCGAUCAUGAAAGAUAUUUCUUUAUUAGGCAUUCUUUCUUGAACCAACAAUUCAGUAUUCUAAAUAUGUGUUGUUACUCUUGUAGAGCCUCAGAUCAUUUAAUUUCUAAGUGUCCUAUUUGGAAAUAUACACCCGAUCUUGAAAAAGUAUACAAAUAAGACAACUAUAAUUAAUAAUAAAGAUCUAGCUUUUCUAGAACUCCAAAAGAUGUUAGAAAAGAUUUUAACAGAAUAUUUUUAAAAUUGAUCGUAAAAUCUUUAACAAUAUUUUUAGUAAAAUUACGAUGCACUUAAAAUAUUUAGAUUAAAAUAUGAUAUAAUAUAUGAUGAUGAUGAAGAUGAAGAUGAUGAUGACAUUUAAGAAGAUGAUUUGGAAUCAUGUUCUGAAUUAAGUGAUGAUUACUAAAGUGAUGAAGGCUAUUCUGAUAAUAGAAUAGUAGAUAAAUAGGAUGGGUAAAAUUUAAACAUAUUGUAGAACUAUUGUUAGCAUACUAAAACAAUAAGAUUAAGUCAAAGAAAAUUCUAAAGUUCUUCAAGACAUAUGUGAUGAAAAUGAUUAAAUGUUUAUUAUAAGACCUAACAACUAAAAAGGAACACUAAGCACAGCUCAAUUCUAAUAUUAAGCAGAUUUCUAAUAACAGCAACAAUAGCUAUAUAAGUUUUCUUUAGUACCACAAGAACCAUAAAAAAUGAGAAGAACAUCAACACCUUAAGACCCUUUGUAACCUUCGUAAUUGAUACAAACAGCUACUUCUUCAUAAUUAAUUGCUAAUGAAGUCCCUAUUCCUUCUGUCAAAAGAAUUAAGAAUACUCCCCAUCUUACAUUUAAAGGAGAUACAGAUAGUUAGUAAAGUCAAAAACAAUCAUAAAGAUUAAGAAAUAACACAAAAACAAGGCCAUAAAGCAAUAUUGUCGAUAAAAUGAAGAAGAACCUGUCAAGAAUAAGGGAAGAAGAUUCUGACACUUUAAACUUAUCAAACAGACAACAUUCUGAUGACCAAACCAGUUCUCCAUAUGGAAGACAGUUGGGAAGGCAAAGCUAAAGUUCUUCAUAGGUUAGAUAAUCAAUGAAAAGAUUUUCAUCAAAAUUGUCAACUAUCCCUUUACGUCAAGGGACAAUUACUUAAUUCAGAUCAACUGUUAGUCCAAUAAUUAGAUCAAAUAUUCGCAUACCAACUGGAGUGGGUAUGGUUGAUUUAAGUAUGUAUAAAAGAGCGGAUCAGCAAUCUGAAGAAUUUGAGAGGAUGUACUCUUACAAUCUAUAUUACCCUGUUGAUAACUAUUAAAAUGUGAUAAACAGAUUAAACUUAUUUUUAAAGUGGAGAUUAUCAAGAUUCAAUCCAUCAAAAUAUACCUUUGUUUUUACUGUGAAGCGAAUAGUGAACAAAUUUAAAAAGCCUACAAAGCUGGAACUAUAAUCACAUUGA